Messenger RNA from Coccomyxa subellipsoidea C-169, 1344 nucleotides. Its product is annotated as Sodium:dicarboxylate symporter. Gene Ontology annotation, cellular component: plasma membrane. The record is from RefSeq and is a predicted model, not a curated record. NCBI's taxonomy places the organism in Eukaryota, Viridiplantae, Chlorophyta, Trebouxiophyceae, Coccomyxaceae. The coding region runs from base 1 to 1344 and encodes 447 amino acids. Gene Ontology annotation, molecular function: L-glutamate transmembrane transporter activity; neutral L-amino acid transmembrane transporter activity; glutamate:sodium symporter activity. The transcript is spliced from 10 exons.
AUGCUGGUGUUCUGGACGUUGGGAGGUGUGGUUGUCGGCAUCGCGCUGGGCGCGGGGCUGUACUCCGUCCACCCUAGCAAGCUGGCGAUUGAAAUUAUCGGUUACCCCGGUGAAUUGCUCAUCAAUGCGCUCCAGGAGCUGGUGCUGCCUCUGAUCGUGCUAGCCCUGAUGACUGGAGUCCUCAACCUGCGUCACACAACCACAGGGACUGGUCGCAUCACGACCUGGUCACUCUGCUACUAUCUCCUGUCCAUGGUCCUGGCUGUCAUAAUCGGUAUUGCGCUGAGCUUCGCCAUCCGUCCUGGCAGGGACCAACCCUUUGCCAGCGGCAACAACAAAUGCUCAACACAGUCGUCAGGAGGAACAGUCGAGUCUCUGCUGGACAUCGGACGCCAGCUUGUGCCAAAGAACAUCAUCAUGGCCGCAGCGACUUCGCAGUACCUGGGAGUUAUCAUGUUUGCCAUCGUGCUGGCCGUCAUCCUCAACAGCCUGGGACCCCCCGCCGAGCCAUUCAUCCGCAUCAUCGAGAUCGCCAAUGACGCCAUCAUGGCCAUGAUCUACCUGGUGAUUUACUGCACUCCCGUGGGAAUUGCCUCGCUGAUAGCGCAGACUAUUCUCAAGGCCUGCAACAUCACCGCGCUGCUGAAGAGCCUGGGCCUGUACGUUGGAACCAUCCUCAUUGGAUUUGGCAUCCAUGCAUUCGUGGCGCUUCCUCUCACCAUUUUCAUCCUGACCCGGAUUAACCCCUACCGAGUUAUGAAGGCCUACUUCCCGGCGUUUGCCAUGGGCUUUGGAACAUCUUCCUCAGCAGCGACCAUGCCUGUGACCAUGGAAUGCGGAGUCAACCUCAAGUGCCGGCCCAGCAUUGUCAGAUUCGUUAUUCCCCUUGGAACCAACAUCAAUCGCGAUGGUGCAGCCCUCUACGAAGCCGCCUCCGUGCUCUUUAUCGCCCAGGCUAACGGGCUGGUUCUGUCAGCUGGCAAUGUGGUGGUCGUGGCAAUCACUGCAACUCUGGCCGCCAUCGGAUCUGCCUCCAUCCCCAACUCAGCGCUGGUCUCCAUGGUUACUGUCCUGCAGGCUGUGGGCAUGAGCCAGUACAUCCCUCAGCUGGCAAUCCUGCUUGCUAUGGACUGGCUGAUCGGCAUGUUCAGGACCAUCACCAACAUCUGGGGAGACGCCUGCGCCGUCUCAGUCGUGGACCAUUUUGCCAACAAGUACGCCCCAGACCCCUAUUCCAGGGUUCAUACUAUAGGAUCAAUGGUGAUGAUGCAUGUGCCAUGUGCUUUGUGGACCGCUUUGCAAAGAAGUGGGUUAGGUUGUACAGGAUUUCAAGCGUGCCGGUGA